UUUAUUAUCUCUCUCUCUAAAUAAUUUAGACUUUUGGUUUGGAAAAGCUUUACUUUUGAGCUUUCUCUACUCCAUCCCUGUUGCUUAUCCAUCCCCAGCUCUCUUACCUUCCCUUUUAUCACUCAGUUUAGUUAUUUACCCAGUUUUCUCUUUUGCAGAGAAGCUCAAUUUCAAGUUUCCAUGGCAAAAAUUCCUUCAGUAUCCUUUUUUUUUCUCCUCUGCAACUUAUUAUGUCUUUCUAUGGCUUCUUUGAACAAUGAAGGCAAUGCCCUUUUAUCAUUCAAGCAAUCCAUUACUGAAGACCCGGAGGGAUGUCUUAGCAACUGGAAUUCUUCAGAUGAAACCCCAUGUAGUUGGAAUGGAGUUACAUGCAAAGAUCUAAGAGUUGUUUCUCUUAGUAUUCCUAGGAAGAAACUUAAUGGGGUUCUUUCUUCUUCUCUAGGGUUUCUGUCUGAGCUUCGUCAUGUGAAUCUGAGGAGUAAUAAACUCCAUGGAACUUUGCCAGUGGAGCUUUUUCAAGCUAAUGGAAUUCAAAGUUUGGUGCUUUAUGGAAAUUCCUUCACUGGGUCUGUUCCAAAUGAGAUUGGUAAGCUAAAAAACCUUCAAAUCUUUGAUUUGUCACAGAAUUUCCUUAAUGGGUCAUUGCCUGUUUCCUUAAUGCAAUGUACAAGGUUGAGAAUUCUUGAUCUUAGUCAGAAUAAUUUUACUAAUUCUCUGCCUAGUGGGUUUGGUUCCAGUUUGAAUUUCUUGGAAACGUUGGAUCUUUCUUAUAAUAAGUUUAAUGGUUCAAUUCCAAUGGAUAUUGGUAAUUUGUCUAGCUUACAAGGCACUGUUGAUUUCUCACAUAAUUUGUUUUCUGGCUCUAUCCCACCCAGCCUGGGCAACCUUCCUGAAAAGGUUUAUAUUGAUCUUACUUAUAAUAAUUUGAGUGGUUCAAUACCCCAAAAUGGUGCUCUUAUGAACAGAGGACCAACUGCUUUUAUUGGGAAUCCUGGCCUUUGUGGACCGCCGUUGAAGAACCCAUGUUCUUCCGAAACUCCGGGUGCGAGUUCUCCGUCCUCAUUCCCUUUUUUCCCGGACAAUUAUCCGCCUGGGAGUUCUGAGGGUAAUGGUCAUAAGUUUGACAAAGGUGGGUUGAGUAGGAGCACUUUAGUUGCAAUAAUCAUAGGCGACAUUGUAGGUAUUUGCCUCAUCGGUUUGCUGUUUUCGUAUUGCUAUUCGAGGUUUUGCACUCAUAGAAAUGGGAAGAAGGCAGACCAAUCUAGUUAUGGAUUUGAGAAGGGUGAGAAAGGAAGAAAGGAUUGUCUCUGCUUUCAAAAGAGUGAAUCUGAGAACGUUUCAGAGCAUAUCGAGCAGUUUGAUUUGGUACCACUGGAUUCACAAGUGACAUUUGAUCUUGACGAACUUCUCAAGGCAUCAGCAUUUGUUUUGGGAAAAAGUGGUAUCGGGAUCGUGUAUAAAGUCGUGCUUGAAGAUGGACUCACUUUAGCUGUGAGAAGAUUGGGUGAAGGUGGUUCUCAAAGAUUAAAAGAAUUUCAAACUGAAGUUGAAGCAAUUGGGAGGUUGAGGCAUCCAAAUGUUGUUAGCCUUAGAGCAUAUUAUUGGUCUGUUGAUGAGAAACUGCUUAUUUACGAUUACAUCCCAAAUGGGAACCUUGCAUCUGCCGUUCAUGGGAAGCCCGGAACAACGUCGUUUACACCUCUACCAUGGUCUGUUCGGUUUGGAAUCAUGAUAGGCAUUGCAAAAGGGUUGGUUUACUUGCACGAGUAUAGCCCCAAAAAGUACGUUCAUGGUAAUUUGAAAACAAACAACAUACUUCUUGGACACGACAUGACACCAAAAAUUUCUAAUUUCGGGCUAGCCCGCCUUGUUAACAUUGCUGGAGGAUCACCAACCGUGCAAUCGAGCCAUAUAGCAGAGGAAAAAUCACAAGAGAAACAACUGAAGUCUGCCACCUCUGAAGCUAGUACAUUCAGUUCUAGUAUGAGUACUUACUACCAAGCCCCUGAAGCGUUGAAAGUCGUGAAGCCAUCACAGAAAUGGGACGUUUACUCAUAUGGUGUGAUAUUACUCGAAAUGAUCACCGGAAGAUUGCCCAUAGUUCAAGUGGGAACGUCAGAAAUGGAUCUUGUUCAAUGGAUUCAACUCUGCAUUGAAGAAAAGAAGCCGCUUUCAGACGUAAUAGACCCGUCAUUGGCUCCAGACGACGAUGCUGACGAGGAGAUCAUAGCGGUUUUGAAGAUAGCAUUAGCUUGUGUUCAAAAUAAUCCAGAAAGAAGACCUGCAAUGAGGCAUGUUUGUGAUGCUUUGGGCAAGUUGGCUGUCACUCCAAACUAAACAACAAUAACUCAUAACAAAUUGCUUUCUUGCAAUAGAAUUAGUUUGCCUCAUUUAUAUGUUUAUGAUGAUAAAUGUCCAAGAUUCAUGGUUGGUUCUAUAUUUUAUGGCAGAAAUGGCUGUGUCUUUUAGUUGUUCAGCUUGGAAUUCACCGUUUUGAAAGUGAAAUUUUGCAAUUGAGUUACUAAGGACAUUGUUUUGCACUAAUUUGAGAAAGCAAAACAAGAUUUGAGGGAUGGUAGAGGUGAAUGUGAAAGUCCAAAUUUUGGAGUGGGAAAUGGCUGACUUUGUUAAGGUAAGGGCGUGAUUGUAGGGACAACCCCCACCCCUUUUUGACUUAAACCUCUUGGAAAGAUCCUCCACUCA
Molecule: messenger RNA, 2703 nt
Organism: Cucumis sativus (cucumber)
Lineage: Eukaryota; Viridiplantae; Streptophyta; Magnoliopsida; Cucurbitales; Cucurbitaceae
Product: receptor protein kinase-like protein ZAR1
Exons: 2
Coding region: 181-2337 (718 amino acids)
Biological process (GO): protein phosphorylation
Molecular function (GO): protein binding; protein kinase activity; ATP binding
Source: RefSeq, a predicted model, not a curated record